AAGCACGUGGAUCUAGAAAGAGCAGGUCAUACGUAUUACCUAUGUUUGUUCUAGGCCGCGACUACUUAUGCUGUUUGUCUCAGCGUUUUUGUUUGUGUCAGCACACUUUUUCGCGCCACUUCUCAUUUUCCGACUUUUUCGUCCAGUAGGCAUGCAUAGAAGGCAAAGAAAGUUGUUCGACCUGUUUGAUUGAUCCACAACGCAACUCUUGAAGAUGUCGCAGAGAGCAAGGAAGAAACAAUCGUUGGAGCGGUCAACGCCCAGUUUGUCAUCCAGUAGCUCAGAAGAACGGAAGAGCGUCGAAAAGCCAGUUGCAGACGACGAGAGCAGCGGGGAUGAACUAGUGAUGGCGGUCGGGAAGACGAACAAGAGACCGAGACUCCCAUCGAAAAGCGAAGACAAUAUGGUGUUCGCGAAAAAUGCAGUUUCGAAUGGUAAAAAAACAGCUGCGGCGGGUGCCUCCCCCAAUUCCGCCAUGAAAGCGAGUAUGAAAGCGGCUCCGUCGUCUGCGAAGAAAAAUGCGGCUGCAAAUUACGUCCCAGACUCCUCAAAUUCAGGACCUGCUAGUCGUGCCGGCAAUGGCAAUAACUCGGGAUCUGCGUCCUCCAGCUCUUCUAGCAGCGGAAACCAGAGGUUAUUUCAACAGCAACAAACCAAUCAGAAGAAGCCAGUCGCGGUACCAAAGAAUGUUGACUCGCAGCCUCCAUUAGAAGCUUCUCCCGAGGAAGACAGCAAUGACAGCAGCGCAGUAGGCGGGAACAAUUUUCAAAACGGGAACACCGACAGCCAAAUGAGCAGCUUUGAGAACAAGACUGGCCGGUCGGCUGCUACUUCCUCCCAGCAAGUGAUGAAAAAACAGAACUUGUACGGUGCCGCGCAGAACCUCUACUAUACCUCAAAGGAAUAUUUGGAUCGAUUGUCAGAGGAGCAAAGACUCUUGAAGAGAAAGCGCGACAAGUUUGUGUACCGCGAGCCCGAGUUUAUUUCUGAUGCGGAAGUGGCCGAUGCGGAGGCACAGAACGACAUGAAAUCCGCCUUACUGCUCUCCCCGCGCUCCGCCGCCCUGCGCGGUUUGACAAAAAUCACAAAGCACAACGGGCGAAGCGGGAAACAGGACUUGAUUUCAAGAAUUCUCUGCCGUUGGUGGUACUGCUCUCCGGUUGUUGUAGAGAGUGACGAAGUGGAAAAGGAAAAGCAAGCAGCUUACGCGACGCAACAACUGGAGAAAAACAAGUUCGCGAAACUUUCUUUCGAAGAUUUUUACGAGAAAGUGCGGAAGUAUGGAUGUGUCAGAAUCGAAAUCGACAAAGUUGAAAUAACUUGUAAUGCAGAAAAUGGAUGAAAGUUGCAACCCAGUUGCCAAGUGGCGCAUGACAAAUUUGGGUAGAGCCGAAAUCCAGUCUGUCAUGCUGUUUGGGUAAGGAAGCCGCCUUUUGUCAUGCUACUUAAGCAGCUCUAUUUCUACCCCGAAACAGGCGUACAAUCUGCCCCCCUUGCCUACUCUGCAAGACAGGCACUUUCUGCGUUGCAUUUUAUGCAUGACAAACUAUUUCAACUUUGACGAUUUCAAAGCUGACAGUUCCAUAGGGAGCCCGCAGAUGAUUUCGACGCGGAGCAGGCGGCGGCGGCCGAAAGUAUCGCCGGAGAUGGUAGCAAAAGCAAGAAAAAGAGUGGAAAGAAAAAAACGAAAGCCGAGCUGAACAAAGAAAGGCAAGAGUUCGAAAAAACGCUCGUUCACUUCGUCUACGAGAUGGGCGACUUUCCCGGCGUGUUUCGGAACUUCAAGGGCGACCUGUUCGACUUUCGGAAACCGAGGAUGUGCUACAAUCUACUGGAGAAGAAGACGGAAGCGGAGCUGAAAGUCCUACUGGAAACGGGGUUGCGGAACCAGCGAUCCGCGUUAGAGGAAAAGAUGGAGAAGAACAAGUGGAGCUUUCCCUACGACACGGACCUUUGGGAAGAUUUGACCAGGCAGCUGGACGAAAUUGUGGCCAGUAUCGCACGGGGAAAGACAAAGAAAAAGACGGAAAAUAAUGGAAAGCUGUGACGAGCGAACACAGAGACUGAAGUACUAUGUGAACCAGAUGUAGGAAAACUGUUAGCGCAAUACGGCUGUCUCAUAGAAGUAGAGAAGAUUUGUGCGUGGAAAGAAU
Molecule: messenger RNA, 2153 nt
Organism: Amoebophrya sp. A120
Lineage: Eukaryota; Dinophyceae; Syndiniales; Amoebophryaceae
Source: the annotation of a GenBank genome assembly